Molecule: messenger RNA, 750 nt
Organism: Lycium barbarum (goji berry)
Lineage: Eukaryota; Viridiplantae; Streptophyta; Magnoliopsida; Solanales; Solanaceae
Exons: 1
Coding region: 1-750 (249 amino acids)
Source: RefSeq, a predicted model, not a curated record
AUGUGCAAGAGAUUCCUCUGGACAGGCAAAGCUGAACUUACAAGGAAAUCAUUAGUAGCUUGGAGCAGACUAUGCCAUCCUCAGUCAGCAGGUGGUUUGAAUUUCAUUGACAUAUUCCUUUGGAAUAAAUCUGAUGUUUGCAAACUACUAUGGAAUAUGUGUAUGAAGAAAGACAAACUUUGGGCAAAGUGGAUUCAUGCAUACUAUGGGAAAGGUAGAAGUGUUUGGGAGAUUGAACCAAAACAAGCAUCAUGGGUAGUGCAGAAGAUAUUCAAGGCAAAAAAAAAAUAUUUUGAUGAAGCUGGGUUCUCCAGGAUUGAGCUACAAGUUGUACAACAACCAUCCAUCAAAAGUAUCUACCAAAGAUUACAAGGGCAAUUUGACAAAGUCAGCUGGAAGGGUAUAAUCUGUGGUAAGCAAGGCUCUCCAAAAUGGAUUUUCAUACUGAGAUUAGCUGCACUGGAGAGGUUGUACACAUGUGAUAGAUUAAUUAAAUGGGGCAUGGAUAAUAUUGAUGAACAAUGCCAGCUAUGCAGAGGGGCACCAAAGACACUAAACCAUGUAUUCUUUACGUGUCCUUUCUCAGGAUCCAUUUGGUUGAGAUUGUUACAAUGGCUUCAUAUUAACGGAACCAACAUGGGGUGGGAUGAUGAAUUGAAAUUGGCUGAAACAUGGUGCAAGGGAAGAAGUAGCAGGGCUAAGGUGUACGAGAUUGUGCUUGCAGCAACUGUGUAUUAUGUAUGGAAGUAG